CCGCACCAUGCACGUGAACGGCAAAGUGGCGCUGGUGACCGGCGCGGCUCAGGGCAUCGGCCGAGCGGUGGCCGAGGCGCUGCUGCACAAGGGCGCCAAGGUAGCGCUGGUGGACUGGAAUUAUGAAGUGGGCAUGCAGUGUAAAGCUGCCCUGGAUGAGCAGUUUGAGCCUCAGAAGACUCUGUUCAUCCAUUGCAAUGUGGCCAACCAGGAACAACUGAGAGAUACUUUCAGAAAAGUUGUGGACUACUUUGGAAAACUGGACAUUUUGGUCAAUAACGCCGGAGUAAAUAAUGAGAAAAACUGGGAGCAAACGCUGCAGAUUAAUUUGGUUUCUGUCAUCAGUGGAACUUACCUUGGGCUGGAUUAUAUGAGUAAGAAAAACGGAGGUGAGGGCGGCAUCGUUAUCAAUAUGUCAUCUUUGGCAGGACUCAUGCCGGUUGCUCAACAGCCUGUCUAUUGUGCUUCAAAGCAUGGCAUAAUUGGAUUCACACGCUCAGCAGCGAUGGCUGCUAAUCUGAUGAACAGUGGUGUGAGAAUGAAUGCCAUAUGCCCAGGCUUUGUCAAUACACCCAUCCUGGAAUCCAUUGAAAAAGAAGAAAACAUGGGACGAUAUAUAGAAUAUAAGGACCACAUCAAGGAGCUGAUGAAAUACUAUGGGAUUUUGGACCCAUCGAUGAUUGCCAAUGGAUUAAUAAUACUCAUUGAAGAUGAUGCUUUAAAUGGCGCUAUUAUGAAGAUCACAACUUCUAAGGGAAUUCAUUUUCAAGAGUAUGAUGCAACUCCAUUGAAUGUAAAAGCUCAGUGAACAUCUUAUGUAUCAGCCAUAACUGAAAAUAAGCACAAGUAACAUGUUCAGGCCAUAUCUUCAUUUGAAUCUAGCUUUUAUAAUGAAAUGUUAUUGUAUGACACUUUAUGCAUUUGAUGUUAAUUUUUGUCUACCUGAUUUCUCAAGUAUAUGGAUAAGAAAAUUAGGAACUGUCAAAAAUAGGAUGUGGACCAAAGCUAGAUUUUGAUCCUUAUAGUCUAAGUAAUGAUCAAAACAAAGGAUAUUCAAGGAAUAUUCUGCUUUUCAAAAAAUGUAUUUAAAUUUGUGGUUCAUAAAUAUUAAUGUUUUUCAGAACAGCAUGUCAAAGGAGAUACUUGAAUUGUUAUUUAAAUCAAACCAGAUGUAAAAGAAACCUCAUUUUGUUUCGAUAUUAGCGUUUUAAAAGAGCGAGGCUACCUUCAAUGGCAAAUCUUUAGUAACAAUAACUUUUACUUAUUACUUAUAUACCAUCUUUCAACUGAACAUUUCAGCUCUUUAAAGCUGUGGCAUAUUUGGGGGCAGUAGUUAUGGAAUAAAUCACAGUGUGCAUACAUCCUAAAUGAAAAAUCAGAUGUAUGGAAAGAAGACAGAAUGUAACUGGCUCAGCGGUUGAUCCACAGUUCAGCUUCCCAUCUGGGAAAAAUAUUUCUUUACUUUUUCUUUACUUUAAGAACUUUGAGUCCCCAAAAUCUCAGGAAUGAAAUUUUUCAUAGUUACAGAAAAAAAGGGUAGUUAGUGUUCCUAAAAUGUUAUAUUUAAGAAAAGUUCAUUAGGAAAAAAAUACAAAUGUAAUUUUUUCCAGAUUACUUCUUUGUUUAUUUGUACCAAUUUAAAAAGUGCCUACCUUUCAAUGAAACCUUUCUUCCCUAAUCUCCAGAAGUUACUUAGUGUUCUAUGUAUAGCUAUGAAGAAGAAACUAAUUUUGUCGAAGCCUCACUAUAAAUAUUUUCAUAUGCUCAAAGCCAUAAUCCCAAAAGGUAAAAAUAGCUGUGAUGUUUUUCUGUUUUCCCUGUCAGGACUUUUAAGAUAGGAUUAUUAAAUGCAGCUGCUUUGGGUAACCCUAUUUGAAAGCAAUCAUUAAAGCUAAUAAUAGUGAAAGCACAAGAUUUCUAAUUCAAUCAUUUCCUCUUAUAACUUAGACAAAAUACAAAAUAGAAAUAUUGUAUAAGUGAUUCACUCUGUCUGCUAACUCCAGAGCUCUAGUUUGGAACAAAAUUUAUCCAUGUGAGCUUAAUAAAUAUUUCCUAGAGAUACUGGAAUGUUGCCAUAUCUUGCUCUGUUUUAAUUCUGCCAUAGAGAACAAAUUGUCUAGAUCUUCAUAUAAUGUAUUUUAGAAAACACCAAGAAAUGAACAUCAGCAAACAUCUAAUAGAGAUAAAUUGUAUAACUAGGCACAAACUUGUUCAUACGUUGUGGCAGUAGCCAAUCACUGAUGUGGGUACUAUAUGUGAUGUGUCACAUAUUGUAUGUAUUUUUCUACUGUAAUGUUUAAAGCUGUAGCUUAAACUUUUCAUUUAUGGAUAAUUCUUUGUAUUAGCAACCUUCCGUAUUCUUUGUACUUUGAUUUUUAAUUUUUUUCAAAUCAAUAAACUAUGCAGACAUUUACAACUGAGUAGAACUAAAAAA
Molecule: messenger RNA, 2434 nt
Organism: Miniopterus natalensis
Lineage: Eukaryota; Metazoa; Chordata; Mammalia; Chiroptera; Miniopteridae
Gene: HPGD
Product: 15-hydroxyprostaglandin dehydrogenase
Biological process (GO): female pregnancy; prostaglandin metabolic process
Cellular component (GO): cytoplasm
Molecular function (GO): 15-hydroxyprostaglandin dehydrogenase (NAD+) activity
Source: RefSeq, a predicted model, not a curated record